This is a messenger RNA of Limulus polyphemus (Atlantic horseshoe crab), 1376 nucleotides long. RefSeq names its product NEDD8-conjugating enzyme UBE2F-like. The coding region runs from base 512 to 1072 and encodes 186 amino acids. NCBI's taxonomy places the organism in Eukaryota, Metazoa, Arthropoda, Merostomata, Xiphosura, Limulidae. The transcript has 7 exons. The record is from RefSeq and is a predicted model, not a curated record.
UUUAGUAUUUUAAGGUUGUAAACUUAUCACUGAUUCACUGGAGGACAACGGAAAAUCAAAUAGCUAGGCCAUUUUAUUGCUAUCUGGAAAACCCUAAUUUAUUUAAAGACUUUAAGAGCAAUGUUUGAUUUACGCAAUGUUCCCUUAGAUCUAAAACAUGAAAGAGAAAAAAAAAUGGCAAUGUAAAAUUCUCAUGUCCGCUGUAGAUUUAGUAUUUUGACUGCUUUUCCCGAAUUAAAAUUGGCUUUACUGAAACAUUACUAAUAUGCGUUUUAGCAUUAUUUAAAUGGAUGCCUUUAUUUUUAAAUGACCCACUUCUAAUUUGAUGAUAAAUAUUUGAGGCGGCUAAUUAUUCUUUAUUUUAAAUUUAGUUAAAAUAAUAUUAAUAAUUGAUUGUGGUACAACUUACAAGUUACAACUAGGACUCUGGUAUUACUACUACUAGUACUAGGAGGGUUAACGAGUUGAAGUUGUGCUUUUACUACAAGGUUUCAUCAGGAAAUUGACAGUUAUGAUAACAUUAUCAAAAUUAAAGAAGGAAGCUGAAGAGAGAAAAGGAAAAAAUUCACAUACUGAUGGACUUGUAUCUGGACGUAGGGUUUCUGUUCGUGACAGAUUACUAGUUAAAGAAAUACAAGAUAUGGAGUUUACCAUGCCUUCCACUUGUAAAGUUAUCUUCGAAAACCCUAAUGAAUUACACAAGUUUGAUUUGAGUGUAAUCCCAGAGGAAGGUUAUUGGCAGGAUGGAAAGUUUCAUUUUGUAGUAGAUAUACCAGAAGAUUACAAUAUGGUGCCUCCCAAAGUUAAAUGUCUCACCAGAUUAUGGCAUCCCAAUAUUAGUGAAGGAGGAGAAAUCUGUCUUAGUCUCUUACGUCAGAAUUCCAUUGAUGGAAUGGGUUGGGCUCCAACCCGAACAUUGAAUGAUGUUAUAUGGGGCUUAAACUCUCUUUUCACAGAUUUGCUCAACUUUGAAGAUCCUUUAAACAAUGAUGCAGCUGAACACUACCAAAAAGAUAAAGAUGGAUUUAAACUUAAAGUGAAAGAAUAUAUUCAACAACAUGCCAAGAGAUGAAAAGAUCAGUUGAAGAUUUAAGUGUUUUUCAAAUUUCUUUGUGUGCACUUCAUAUUUGAACUUGGCUGGCUUGAAAAUAAUGUACGUGUAUUCUCACUUCUGAAAAGGCAGUGAAAUGGUUCUAAUGCUGGUAUAUCUUAAAUCCAAAAAUCAAGAAAGGAAGAUAUGGUUGUUGUCAGCCAUCCGUAAGUGAACUGUAUUCAAACUGACUGUCAGUUGUCUCAAUGUGAACACAGUUCAGGUAUCUCAACUGUUCUGACAUUCAUGUACAGUGCAAAGGAAAAUAAGAUCUAAAAUAUCUUUA